Delphinapterus leucas (beluga whale) is the source of this 1839-nucleotide messenger RNA. Lineage: Eukaryota; Metazoa; Chordata; Mammalia; Artiodactyla; Monodontidae. The record is from RefSeq and is a predicted model, not a curated record.
AUGGGGGAACAGAGGGCGCCGGGCUUCCAAGGCUGCAGGCAGACCCUGAAUAUGUCCGUGCUGGGGGCGCUGCCAGGAGGUGGCUGGGACAACCUGCGCAACGUCGAGCUGGGGCUGGUGCUCAGGAGAGACUAUUCGCAGUGCCUCACCACCGAGGACGGCGAGUACCUCAUCCCAGACCGCGUGCAGGUGGUCCCGCGGCGGGAGAGUAUAGUGGAGACCCGCACGGAGCUCAUCGACCACUGGGUCAACUACACUGACACCUGGGCCGCCUCCAUCAACGCUGAGCUCUCCUUCCUCCCCGACCUCAAUGGUAAGUUCUCUGUGGACUGCCAGAACGUCAGGAAGUACAGCCUGGAGUACCAGACGGUCACGACCAGGGUGCAGAUCCACCACGGCAUCUACUCUGUGAAGGCCCCGGAGAACCCCGACUUCCAGCCCGACUUUCUGCGACAUCUGCUGACCCUCAGCGAUCACCUGGAGAACAACCAGACCCGGGAGGCCGAAUACCUGGCAGAGAUGCUUGUGCUUAGGUACGGCACGCACGUUCUCACCGACGUGGAGGCCAGGGCUGCCUUGGUGCAGCAGUACCAGGUGCAGAGCCGGCUUCUCCAGAACCUCGGGCGGAACCCGGUGGCCUCCAAGAUGCACAGCCACGGUGGCGUGCCCUUCUACCCGGGCAUCACCCUACAGAAGUGGCAGGAGGGCAUCGGCAACCGGCUGGCUGCCAUCAGUAGGUCGGGCCCGCCCCUGCCGGUGCUGCUCCAGCUGGAGGCGCUGCCCGAGCUCCCAGAGGCCCGGCUUGGGGCUCACGUCUUCGACCCCCAGGCCAAUGUGGAUGAUGGUUCUUGCGGAGGCCGCUGCCGCGCCAACUUCAGCUUCGGCGGUGUCUUCCAGGAAUGCGAGGCCGUGUCCGGGCGGCAUGCCGAUCACCUCUGCCGGGCCUAUCACAUCCCGAACCCGCUCACCGGCAAAGCCUCUUGCCCGGCCAACUACACGGCCAGCACCCUGAGCAAGGGGCUGAAGACGUGGAGCGAGGCCAGUCCUGAGUGCCGGCAGCACUGCCGAAGGUGCUGGCUCUUCUUCCGAUGCUGCUGGACAGCGUGUGCCACCCAUGAGCAUCGGAAUGCCGUGCGCCUUGCUGCCUCCUGGUGCGCGCCCUCUGGGGCCUCCCUGCCCUACACUGAGGGCCUCCUCUUUGGAGGCCUGUAUAGCCCUGGCAACCCAAACCCAGUCACUGGGUCCCAGGCUUGCCCCUCCCACUUCUACCCACUGACACUCUUUGGCGACCUCAAGGUCUGUGUCAGUGGCGACUCAGAGCUGGGUACAGCCCAGGCAGUCCCCUUUGGGGGUUUCUUCAGCUGCCAGGCGGGCAACCCCUUGGCUGGCCUUGUGAAGGGCCAGAGCCCUGGGCUCAUGAAGGAGGUGUUCUACCAGGACAGCCCCACGGAUUUCCCCAUGAAAUGCCCAGCAGGGUACAGCCAACACCAGGCUUACCUCAGCCAUGGCUGCCAAAGCCUCUACUGCCUCAGGGCUGGGGUCCUCUUGGACCAGCAGCAGACAGCUGUUCAGAUGCCCCCAUUUAUUCCCCGCCCCCCCUUGCUUAACAGAAGCAGCACCCACAGGCUCUCUGUCCUGGUUGACUCCAGUGGUCAGCGGGUCUGGGUGAGGCUGCAAGGCUCUGACUACUGGCAGCAGGCCAAUAUUGAUGACCCAUCCCUGUCAGCCAAGCCCUUGAGCCAGGCUGGCUUGGGACCCAGCGUUGGGGCCAUUGUUGGCUCCCGGGUGGGUGCCAUGGUGGCCUUGGUGGCUCUUGCUCUGGGGGUAAGCUGUGGCUAA